Molecule: messenger RNA, 1518 nt
Organism: Arabidopsis thaliana (thale cress)
Lineage: Eukaryota; Viridiplantae; Streptophyta; Magnoliopsida; Brassicales; Brassicaceae
Gene: ORC2
Product: origin recognition complex second largest subunit 2
Exons: 6
Coding region: 281-1372 (363 amino acids)
Biological process (GO): DNA replication
Cellular component (GO): origin recognition complex; nucleus
Source: RefSeq, marked reviewed
CUCUAUUUUUUGGAAUCUGAUUCAUAUGUUUGGGGUUUAAUAGUCUCAGCUCAAAUAAAUCUAGGUUAAACUGUGUGGAUCGAUUCAUAUAUUCUCCGUCAAAACCAAAACCAAACCGAUUUGUCAUAAUUUUUUCUUAUCAUCCACUUUCAUUGGCUAGAGGGACAUUGUAACGGUGUCGUCGUCGCCAAACGAUUUGCCUCUUCCUAAAGGAGAUUCUUUCCUACAUAGGAAUUGAGUUUAAGGUGGAAUUCUUCUGUUAUUUUGUUGUUGCACGAAAAUGGAGGACAUUGAGAACAUAGAAGAAGAUGAGUAUGGGUUUUCAAGAAACUACUUCUUGGCAAAAGAAUUGGGUGGGGCGAGUAAGCGUUCUGCCCACAAGCUCUCUGAUAUACAUAUUGUUGAUGAGCAGGAGCUUAGAGAAACGGCUUCUACAAUUGAAAUGAAGCACUCGAAAGAGAUAUCUGAGCUUAUGAGUGAUUACAAGACUAUGUACUCAAAGUGGGUCUUUGAGCUCAGGUGUGGCUUUGGCCUUCUAAUGUAUGGCUUUGGAUCUAAGAAAGCUUUAGUUGAAGAUUUUGCUUCUGCUUCUUUGACUGACUAUUCUGUUGUGGUCAUCAAUGGCUACCUCCCUUCCGUAAAUCUAAAGCAGGUUCUUUUGGCAUUAGCUGAACUUCUAUCCGAGCUUUUGAAAUGUAAAAGAAAGAGUUCCGGGAGUUUGUCUAAAGGUCAAGAAACAUUUCCUUCACGCUCCAUGGAUGAUAUUCUUUCCUUUCUACAUGGUCCACAGUCUGGAGAUAAAGACUGCUUCAUAUGCGUUGUUGUUCAUAACAUUGACGGCCCUGCUCUAAGAGAUCCCGAAUCACAACAAACUCUUGCCCGGCUUUCUUCUUGUUCACACAUACGCUUGGUUGCCUCUAUUGACCAUGUCAACGCUCCAUUAUUGUGGGACAAGAAAAUGGUGCACAAACAGUUUAACUGGCUAUGGCACCAUGUUCCAACAUUUGCACCAUACAAUGUCGAAGGUGUAUUCUUCCCGUUGGUUCUUGCACAGGGAAGCACAGCCCAAACCGCCAAAACAGCAGCCAUUGUUUUACAGAGUUUAACACCAAACGGUCAGAAUGUCUUCAAGAUUCUUGCUGAGUACCAACUUUCACACCCAGAUGAAGAUGGGAUGCCCACUGAUGAUCUGUAUUCAGCGUCUCGGGAACGCUUCUUUGUGAGCAGUCAAGUGACUUUAAACUCUCAUCUCACGGAAUUUAAAGACCACGAACUGGUUAAGACCAAGAGAAACUCCGAUGGUCAAGAGUGUUUGAAUAUACCGCUCACUUCGGAUGCAAUUCGACAGCUUUUGCUUGAUCUCAAUCAGUAGCCUGAAAUUGUAUUUCUGAUAUGAUUCAUUUUUAUUGCUUGAACGAGUUAUUAUAGUUCACACAGUUUACAUGUUUAAUUGAAUGUUAUAGUCAGCACUCACAGCUCUUAUUAUAUAAUCAUGGUGUGGUAGUACUAUCAGAGAUC